AUGUCCCCACGCCUAAUGACCUUCCUGGGAAUCUCCAUCCUAGGAAUAAGCAGCUACUGCGGCUUUCUCUACGCGUCCUACAGUCGCGAAGUCUCCAAGGCCCAAGCCCUGAACAUCCCCACCGACGUCUCAGACCGCUACAACACCACCGCGCCAACCUUCGACGCAGAAGUCGAGCUCUCGGAAAAGGCCAUGCGCAUGGGCUCUAAGCGCGCAGACCUGAUCCGGCUCGCGCGCGGCGACGUCCUCGAGGUAAGCUGCGGCACGGGCCGAAACCUCGAGUACUACGAGCUCGGCGAGCGGCGAGGCGUGGACGAGGCAGGCAAGGCUGCUAUCCUGGGCUGUCGCACGCUUACGUUUGUGGAUCUGAGUCCGCAGAUGGUGGCUAUCGCGGAAGAGAAGUUCGAAACGCUGCACCCGGGCUACAAGGGGAAGAGGCCUCCGGUUACGUUCCGCGCACAGGAUGCCGGGUCGGUUACUGUUGGUGUUUUGCCUAGGGGGGAGAAUGAGAAGGCGUAUUACGAUUCUAUUGUGCAGACUAUGGGGUUGUGCUCGAUGCCUGAUCCUGUGCGGACGUUGAGGCAUUUGGGGAGUAUUACGGAGCCGCGGAGUGGUCGGAUCUUGUUGUUGGAGCAUGGGCGGUCGCAUUAUGAUUGGUUGAAUCGGAUUUUGGAUAACCUUGCGCCGGCGCAUGCGGAUAGGCAUGGGUGUUGGUGGAAUCGCGAUAUUGGGGCUAUUGUCGAGGAGAGUGGAUUGGAGAUUGUGGAGGAGAAAAGGUGGCAUUUUGGGACGACGUGGCGGUAUGUGUUGCGCCCGAGAGAUAGUUCGACCAGUCCGUGA
This is a messenger RNA of Penicillium verhagenii, 840 nucleotides long. Its product is annotated as class I SAM-dependent methyltransferase. The transcript has a single exon. The coding region runs from base 1 to 840 and encodes 279 amino acids. NCBI's taxonomy places the organism in Eukaryota, Fungi, Ascomycota, Eurotiomycetes, Eurotiales, Aspergillaceae. The record is from RefSeq and is a predicted model, not a curated record.